Molecule: messenger RNA, 1014 nt
Organism: Heterobasidion irregulare TC 32-1
Lineage: Eukaryota; Fungi; Basidiomycota; Agaricomycetes; Russulales; Bondarzewiaceae
Exons: 4
Coding region: 1-1014 (337 amino acids)
Source: RefSeq, a predicted model, not a curated record
AUGCCUGCGCCUCUCACUUUCUCUCCCAUCGCUGCGUCUCAGCCUCGGCGGGACCCCCAGGUAGCAGUGCCCACGGCGCGCAGAUCGAAUCCUAUCACGAACUACAUGACUCCUCUCCCUCACGGUACAACACGGCGGUCAAGACCACCGAGUCCGCUCGCAGACGAUGUAUUCUCAAUUUCAAAGCGCACCACCCCAGCGCCACUCAAACGAAAGUCAGAGGAGGUCAGUUUCGACCCGUCGGAGCGUGCGUCGAAGAAGCGAGAAUUGGGACAGGUGGGGAGCAGCACCAAGACACACAAAGACGCGCGCGGGGUCUCCAGUCGCAAAGCUCCAACGCCAGACGGUACGGUGAAGAAUGGCAUCAGAUGGGUAGACCUCAAAACCACCCCGACGCCCCAGAAGCAUUCCAAAACACCAAUCCUGGUCAGACACCACAAGCAGACAAAUGCGCCCGAAUCCUCGAACGGGAUGGCACAAUUCAAGACACCUAUCGUCGAACACCAAUUACCGCGAGACGCCUUCGACGCGCUCGUCUCGUUCUCGAGAACCAAUGCAUUAGCGCAGCCCCCCAAAAACAUCAGCCUCGCCUACACGAUCGUCGCUGACGCCAACACCGACAACCGGCAGCACGUGGCGCAGGUCGUCAAAGUCCUCCGCGCAACAACCAAGCUGCAGUUCUCGUACGCUCGUCUCACUCCCUCCCUCCGAGGCCCUGCCCUCGCGGCGCUCGUCCAAUCCAGACUCACCCUGCUGAUGACUUGGGCGCCGCCGGACAGCUCGCAGGUCGACUUUGUCAACGUCGCGAUCAGCAACGGCACCCCUGAGAAACCGGGGCUGGUACAGAAUAAAUACCAUUGCCAGUGUCCCCUGGGCAGGGUCCCCUCGGCCCAAUCCCCGAACUCGACGUCGAACAACUGCAAUGGAUGGGUGUACGUGCGAAGCAUGAACGUCACCUCGUACCCGGUCGGUAUCCGUGGGCAGAGGGUGGAGAUCGCCGUUGAGCAUUCAUAA